This is a messenger RNA of Nematolebias whitei (Rio pearlfish), 1237 nucleotides long. RefSeq names its product testis expressed 9 (gene tex9). NCBI's taxonomy places the organism in Eukaryota, Metazoa, Chordata, Actinopteri, Cyprinodontiformes, Rivulidae. The transcript is spliced from 12 exons. The coding region runs from base 8 to 1237 and encodes 409 amino acids. The record is from RefSeq and is a predicted model, not a curated record.
UGUAACGAUGGCUGAAAGAAGUUUGAAGAAAAAGCUUCAGUCCGUCGUUUCGCAGACCAAGACACGUCCGGGCUCUACGGGGAAGACAGAAAGGUCCAGGACAGGUGAGUCCAGACCGCAGGUGAAGUCUGCCUCUGGUCCAACAAAGAACCCCCCGGAUGACCUUCUUGCUAAGGAAGAACACUAUAAACUCUUAAAUGCAGAGCUGGAAGCCAAAACAGCAGAACUAGUAAGACAAGCGGAGCAACUUAUGAGAGAACAAGGUGAAGUUCUGUCGAAGCCGUUAUCCAAAGUUCUGCUCUCAGACAGUGAAGAUGAAAACGUUUCCAGCUGCAGAAAAAAAAAGUCUCAACAGAGUGCUGUGCGGGAUCCCAGAGUUAAGAUGGUGACCAAACAGGUUUCCUCAACAACACAAAGUACGUCUGGUGGAAAACAAACAAGGAUUCCUCACAAGACAACCGAAAACUCCGAGAAGUCCCGUUCCAAUGACGUUGCAGUUUCAGAGGUCGAGGCAGAGUUUUUCCUGGCGAAGACGAUUCAGAGCAUGGAGGACAUGAACGAGCCUGUUGUCCAGGACAACGUUGUGGGAGACAUGUCCACAGCAGAAGACAAUAUUGGAUCAGGUGUUUCUGAUGCUCAGCUGCGGGUUCUCAACGCAAAGCUUCGAAUUAUGCAAGAAGAACUUGAUCAAGUUUCAUCUGAAUAUUACAAGAGGGAUGAUGAAAACAUAAAGCUCAGUGGAAAAAUAAAGGAGCUGGAAGAGGAUCGAGCCCGACUGCAGAGGACCACAAACAUCCAGCAAACGCAGAUAGAGAAGCACAAAGCUUUAGCUGAGGGGUCAGCUAAAAAGUGUGACGGACUUCAGCUGAAAGUUUGUGCUUUACAAAAGGAAAUUGAAAACAUGAAUAGAUCCCAAAAACAGGCAGCAGCUGUCCACAGCACCGCGGAGGUCCGCCUGAACAGAGCUCUGGAGGAAGUGGAGAGGUUCAAGUCCCAACUGGACAACACAAAACAGAAGAACAAGGACAAGAUAAGUGAAGAGCUCCAAAGUAAAGAAAAUCUACUCGCCGAGAACAAAAUGCUCAAGAAACAAAACGUGGAGCUCCUCGUGGGUUUCAAGAAACAACUCAAGCUGAUCGACAUUCUCAAAAGACAAAAGAUGCACUUUGAAGCUGCCAAGCUGCUGUCCUUCACAGAAGAAGAGUUCAUGAAGGCUCUUGACUGGGGAGCGUCAUGA